Molecule: messenger RNA, 2920 nt
Organism: Pseudovirgaria hyperparasitica
Lineage: Eukaryota; Fungi; Ascomycota; Dothideomycetes; Acrospermales; Acrospermaceae
Product: vacuolar protein sorting-associated protein 35
Exons: 6
Coding region: 122-2737 (871 amino acids)
Biological process (GO): retrograde transport, endosome to Golgi; intracellular protein transport
Cellular component (GO): retromer complex; late endosome; retromer, cargo-selective complex
Source: RefSeq, a predicted model, not a curated record
ACAGCUAUGAGGCCGCGCCUAACGUAACGCCUGUUCCUGCUUCCUUAGUAUAUCUAACGCCUUGCCAGCUUGAACGGUCUAAUUCAAGCAGUCGUCCCUCGAUUCUCCCCAGUCCUGCACCAUGUCGUCACCGCCGGCUCAGGAAGAUCAGGCUCGGCUACUGGAAGAUGCGCUGAGCGUCGUGCGACAGCAGACUAUGCUCAUGCGCAGGUGCCUAGAGACUCCGGGGAAGCUCAUGGAUGCCCUGAAGUGCAGCUCAACCCUCGUAUCGGAGCUCCGGACAAGCAGCUUGGGGCCAAAGCAGUAUUACGAGUUAUAUAUGUCGGUAUUCGAUGCGCUGCGGCACCUCUCUGUCUACCUACGCGAUAAUCAUCCUGUCAAUCACCUCGCCGAUCUAUAUGAGCUUGUGCAGUAUGCUGGAAAUAUCAUCCCUCGGUUGUACCUCAUGGUUACGGUGGGCACUGUCUACAUGGCAAUUGAAGAUGCGCCAGUGAAAGAGAUCAUGAAGGACAUGAUGGAGAUGAGUAGGGGUGUGCAGCAUCCCAUCAGGGGUCUGUUUUUGCGAUAUUAUCUCUCUGGGCAAGCAAGAGACUGUUUGCCACAAGGAACUGGUGAUGGGCCAGAGGGCAACCUCCAGGACUCCAUUAGCUUUAUUCUGACCAACUUCGUGGAAAUGAACAAGCUGUGGGUCCGAUUGCAGCACCAAGGGCACUCCAGAGAACGUGAACAACGGACGAAAGAGAGGCAAGAGCUGCAACUGCUGGUCGGCAGCAACCUAGUCAGGUUAAGCCAAUUGGUGGAUCUAGAGAACUACAAAAAGAUCUUGAAUCCUUUACUGGAACAGGUCGUUCAGUGCCGGGACGUACUUGCCCAGGAGUAUCUACUAGAAGUCAUCACACAGGUCUUCCCGGACGAGUUCCACCUCCACACCCUGGAUCAAUUCCUGUCUGCCACAGCGCGCCUGAAUCCGAAUGUCAACAUCAAGGCAAUUGUAAUAGGGCUGAUGGAUCGUUUGUCUGCCUAUGCGGCGCGAGAAGCUGAGUCUGAGUCGCCUGAAGAACGAAAGAAGACUGAGGAAGAGGCGACGGCGAAGCUGUUUGAGAAUUUACGGAUUGCUAAAGAGAAGAAAUCGAUCGAGUCACCGAAGCAACAUAAUGGAGACACUACAGAAGGCGAGCAACCAGCUGCAGACGCAGAUCCUGCCACUACAAAUGAGGAUGCGGAACCAGGUCAAUCGACGGAACCCGGAACAUCAGAAACCGAACCGGACGAGAAGACUCGUGGCAUCCCCAGCAGCGUCAAGUUGUUUGAGAUAUUCUAUGAACAGGUUACCAGUUUGGUCAGACUGCAAAGACUGCCCAUUCAAGAUACAAUCGCAAUGUUGGUAUCGUUAGCCGGUUUGGCUUUGAACAUAUACCCAGAAAGACUAGAUUACGUUGAUCAAGUCUUGUCUUUUGCCAUCGAGAAGGUCACACAGUUCGCGAACAGCGCAGACCUCCACUCGCAAGGCUCGCAGCAGAACAUCUUGAGCUUACUGCUGUCGCCCAUAAAAGCUUAUAUAUCCUUAUUUACCGCACUUGCACUACCCAGCUUUGCUCCUCUUCUUUAUUUACAGCCCUAUCCUACUAGAAGAGCAGUUGCUGGAGAAGUGGCACGGAGUCUUCUCCGGAAUCAGACGAAGAUUACCACGGUGGAGAAUCUGGACAGCGUGAUGGACAUAUUAAAGGUACUGAUCAAAGAGGGCAUUCAACAGCCGCAAGGCUACCCUGGGGGACCUGUCCAACGAAAAGCCAUGGAGACAGAAGAGACAAUAGAAGAACAGGGCUGGUUGUCGCGGAUAGUGCAUCUCAUCCAAGGUGAAGACAACGACACUCAAUUCAAAUUAAUUCAAAGCACCCGCAAAGCCUUCGCUGAAGGUAACGAACGCGUGCGCUUCACCAGUCCCGCCCUCCUGACCGCCUCGAUAAAACUCGCGCGCUGCUUCAAAGCCCGCGAGCACUACGACGACAACUGGUCCAGCCAAUCUUCGUCACUUUACAAAUUUAUGCAUUCGCUGCUCUCUACAUUGUAUGCGCGCGUUGGUGGCGCUGCCGAGCUGUCCCUACGCCUGUUCGUCGGCUGCGGCCAAGUUGCCGACCAGACAGGCUUCGAAGAAGUUGCGUACGAGUUCUUCGCCCAGGCGUUCACAAUCUAUGAGGAAGCCAUCAGCGACUCGCGCGCGCAGUUUCAAGCGGUAUGUGUUGUUGCUGGCGGGCUGCACUCGACACGCAACUUCAGCAAGGAAAACUACGAUACGCUGAUUACGAAGUGUGCAUUGCAUGGUAGUAAAUUGCUCAAGAAGCCUGAUCAGUGUCGCGCGGUCUAUCUUGCGAGUCAUCUGUGGUGGGCGACUGAGAUACGCGCGAAGGGCGAGGAGGACCUAAAGAGCUUAUAUCGCGAUGGAAAGAGAGUGCUGGAGUGUUUGCAGCGAGCGCUUAGAGUAGCUGAUGCGUGCAUGGAUACAGCGGUUAGUGUGGAGCUGUUUGUGGAGAUUUUGAAUCGCUAUGUGUACUAUUUUGAUCAAGAGAACGAUGCGGUCACGACGAAAUACCUCAACGGCCUGAUUGAGUUGAUCCAUUCCAAUCUAAACAUGAACGAGGCAACGUCAAGUCUGGAAAAUCCAAGGAGACACUUCUUGCGGACGCUUGAGUAUAUUAGAAGUCGCGAAUACGAGGGCGUGGUGACGGAGGCGAAGUGAAAGGCGGGACGAAGGGAGGGUUUUGGGCAAUGGUACUGUACAGAUAGCGUUGCGCGGUUCUACAGUAGCAAAAGUAAAUGGAACACGGUGGAAAGGGUCAAUAGAUUAAUAUUCAUACCCGCAACAUGUAAAAUUGAUUGGGGUACAUUACAUUGCAUAAGUGAUGAGUAAAAUUUCGGUGUU